UCAACUAUGUCAAAAUUAAUUCACAAUCAAAAUAACUAUUUCAAUUUUUAUUUUUUUCAAAACAUUUAUAACUAAUAAUAUUGAAUUGAUUCUAUAUUAUACCAAUCAAUUAAAAUAACAAAAAAAUUAUGAAAAUGCUGAAAUCACAUUGAUAGUUGACCAAUAAUUAGCCAAGUUCAUGUGAUUCAAUCAUGCCUAUCUGUCUCUCCCUAGUGCUCAAGUCGCCGGGUUUUAUCCACGGGUCAAAUCAACGAACCCGGUCCAUUUACCCGGACCCACCCGAAUGUGCUCCGCAGUUGUACAGUUGUACCCGCGACUUCUUUAUUACUCUCCUCUCAUUCAACUUUAUAAAUAUCUGGUCUGCCUAUUUCUAUGUUUAUCCCCCACAAAUAUCACCUCACAAAUUGCUUAUUUCUGAAAUAUCUAACCAUUUUUUAUUUUUUUAUUUUAUUUUAUUAAAUCUAAAAAUAUUUACCGUGUCAGCGUUAUUUAGAAAAAAGGAAAAAAAAGGAACAGCUGGAUUUUUUUUUAUUUUUUUACUAUAAAUACUAAAUAAUGAAUUACAGAAUACAGAGACGCAUGAUAAAAAAAUUCAAAUUGCUCGAGGGAGCUCACAUCUAAUGAUUCAAUUGACGUCGUCUAUGGCGAAAUAGUUGAAACGAAGAAGGAUUUAUCGCCAGCUGGAAACGACGACGUCAAAUCGCCCUGUGUUUUCUCUCUCUCCUUGAUUACUUGCCAUUUCAUAUCUCCUCAAGGAAUUCUCCGGCGCCGAAAACCUAGGACGGAUAACUAAUCACUUCCGUAAGUGUUGAAGCACAGUAUUCUACAGGCACUGCGGAAGGCUUGGUUUAGUUGUUGAGUUAUCUGUUCUAGUUGUUUUCUCAGAAAAUUCGUCAUUGGAGAUUGAUUUUUAGCUCUCUCGCAGAGAAAAUUACGUAGGGGUUAAAAUAUAUGUGCCUUGGAUCGCAACCACUUUUUUAGUCUUGUAGGUAGGGGAAAAUGUUAAAUUAUUGGCGCAAUCAUGACAUUGUCUGGAUUGCAGCCUCCUUUGUCUAUUGUCAGUUGAUUGUACUAGGAUAUCAAGGUGUAAAGGAGUUAGCAUCGUCAUAAAAAUCAUGGAACAAACGACAGAGAAGAAGUUUCCUCUCAAUGCUAAAGAUUACAAGUUAUACGAGGAAGUUGGAGAAGGUGUCAGUGCUACUGUUUACAGAGCUCUUUGUAUACCACUUGAUGUGAUAGUGGCAAUCAAGGUUCUUGAUCUUGAGAAGUGCAAUAAUGACUUGGAUGGCAUCCGGCGGGAGGUACAAACAUUACUUUUGAUUGACCAUCCAAAUGUCUUGCGAGCUCACUGCUCCUUCACUACUGAACAUAAUCUAUGGGUUGUGACACCGUACAUGGAUGGUGGAUCUUGCCUUCAUAUAAUAAAAUCAGAUUAUCCAGAUGGUUUUGAGGAGCCUGUUAUUGCUACAAUAUUGCAUGAGGUUCUCAAAGCUCUGGUGUAUCUCCAUGCCCACGGACAUAUUCACAGAGACGUGAAGGCUGGAAACAUACUGAUUGAUUCUGAUGGUACUGUUAAAUUGGCAGACUUUGGAGUAGCUGCAUGCAUGUUUGAUACUGGUGAUCGUCAACGUUCUAGAAAUACCUUUGUCGGAACCCCAUGCUGGAUGGCCCCAGAAGUCAUGCAGCAACUGCAUGGAUAUGAUUUCAAAGCAGAUAUCUGGUCAUUCGGAAUAACAGCACUUGAACUUGCUCAUGGUCAUGCACCGUUUUCCAAGUACCCACCUAUGAAGGUUCUGCUGAUGACCUUACAAAAUGCACCACCAGGGCUAGACUACGAAAGAGAUAAAAGAUUCUCUAAGUCUUUCAAAGAAAUGGUUGCUGCUUGCUUGGUAAAGGACCCGAAGAAACGUCCCAGCUCCGAAAAGCUUUUGAAACACCCUUUCUUUAAACAUGCUCGAUCAGUUGACUAUUUGUCUCGUACUAUCCUUGAAAGCUUGUCUUCUCUAGGUGAACGUUUUAGGAUGCUUAAGGCUAAAGAAGCAGAUCUUCUUGUACGAAAUAAAGCGUUGUACGAGGACAAGGAGCAUUUAUCACAGCAAGAAUACAUUCGAGGAAUCAGUGCAUGGAACUUCAAUCUAGAGGAUCUGAAGAAUCAAGCUGCCCUUAUUCAAGAUUAUCCCAUUUCAAAUUCAGAAGAAUCAAGUGUGAGUGGGAAGCACAUGAACGGGCAAGAUGAUGUUGGUUCUCCUGUGAAUAGGAUGUACUCUGAGCGGGUUAACCUUUCUAGUGUUGCAUCUAAGUUGGAGGAUGAGCUCGAUGGUAUUGAUGAUUUGGAGAGUUCGCUUGCUGACUUUCCUAUAAAACCUCUUCAGGCUCUCAAAGGUUGUUUUGAUGUAUGUGAGGAUGAUAUUGGUAGCCCGAUUUCGAGAGAUUCUACUCAUUCAGAUACUGAACAACAAAGUGAACAACAGCCAUCAAGAAUUGCUAUGGAACGAGAAUCGGGAACAGAUGAGGAAUCUGGUCGAAUUGGCACCAUUCCAUACUUUGUCCCUGCAGAGCAGGAGAAAGUUUCCAGUGGCUUCAUGCUGCAGGAUAAUGUUCUCUCUGCUAAAAAGUUUAGUGGUGAUGUAGACAGGGAAUAUAUGCAACCAAGAUUCCAGACUGACCGAAGUUCUUCACUGCAGUAUCGGCAAAAGAAAGAUUUUAAUAAUUUUACAGCUGGGGAUGAUACGUUUGAAGGUGCUGUUGUUGAACGCAGAGGACGUUUUAAAGUCACAUCAGCAGAUCUGAAUCCUAAGGGUCCCGCGAACUACCUUAACUCAGCUUCGAGUAGUUCCGCAAGCCCAUCAACUCCAAGCCAUUCAGCUGCUUUAAUUCUCCCGAUAUUGCAAUGCAUAUUGCAGCAGAAUACUAUGCAAAGAGAAGAGAUAAUUAAAUUGGUUAACUUUGUUGAACAAACCUCAGGCAAUCCUGCUGAUUUGACCGAGUCAGGAAUAAAUAGCCUUUCACAGCUAAUCCCUAGUUCUGCAAAGGAGCGAGAGUUGCAAGCUCAUAUGAUUCAAAUGCAACAAAGCAUCGGAAGCCUGGUUGAAGAAUUACAAAGACUCAAGACCAAGAAUACUCAGUUGGAAAGGAAACUAAACGCAAUGCUCAAGAAAGACGACACUAUACCAGAAUAACCUAACAAGGGAAAAAAAAAGUUUGAUGCCCACGCAUAAUCAUUUUCUCUUACCUCAUAUUUUCUUGUAUUUUCCAUUUUUCUUUGUUUUUUGGUUGCUAGUUUUUCCUACGAUUUCUGGGAACUAGCUUUCGGGUGAUUUUAAUUUUGUGUGCCAUGUGGUGGUUGCAGUUUUAUGUAUAUAACAUGCUGUGUAUUUUAAUUUACUUUUAUUAUUGGAUA
Messenger RNA from Erythranthe guttata (spotted monkey flower), 3400 nucleotides. Its product is annotated as Protein kinase superfamily protein. NCBI's taxonomy places the organism in Eukaryota, Viridiplantae, Streptophyta, Magnoliopsida, Lamiales, Phrymaceae. Gene Ontology annotation, molecular function: protein serine/threonine kinase activator activity; protein kinase activity; ATP binding. The record is from RefSeq and is a predicted model, not a curated record. Gene Ontology annotation, biological process: protein phosphorylation.